AUGAAUGCUUUCCUGGCUGCUUACUGGCUAGCUAAAGUUACAGAUAUAGCUGUAAUAGAACUCUUAAUAACGUUUACUCAUUUUUUUAAUUCCAAGACAGGCAAAGUGGAAACACAUUUCCUGUUUGUUGAAGACAUCUUAAAAGAUUCUACUUCUGCCAAUGCUGAAACCAUCUUUAACAUUCUAAUUAGAAAGCUAGAUCACUAUGGUCUUCAACUUCAAAAGCUGAGCUCCAUGGCUUCUGAUGGAACUGCUGUCAUGGUGGGUGAACAAUCAGGUGUAGCUGCUUAUCUUAAAGAGGUCAACAAUAGAAUGAUUACGUUUCACUGCUUGUGCCAUAAACUAGCCCUUGCCUGUACCGACACAACCAGUGACAUCAACUACAUAAAAAAUGUUGAAUUGUGGUUGAGACAACUAUCGAAGAUGUUCGAAAAUUCACCAAAGUGGAUGGCCCUUUACUUGAAAGUUCAACUUGAAAUCAAGUCUGUCAAUCUGUAAGAUAAAGGCAAGGAAACUGUAGGCAAAAAGCUGAAAAAAACCGUGUCAAACAAGAUGGCUUUCUUUUCAUGCUGCUACCUCUGACAUUUUCAUUGACUACCUUGCAGUUCAACAGACACUGAGACAGCUCAAGGAUGAAGAUGCUGUAGCAUCUGGUCUCCUCAGCAAAGUCAACACAGCAAAAUUCAUUAGAGUCAUCUACAUCUUGAAUGCUGUCCUACCCAUCCUCUCUUGCCUCAGCAAGACCUUUCAGAAGGGGACAAAUAAUGAAUGGACUUCGGGUAUCACUACUCAUAAUGAUUUUGGUCUUGACAAG
Messenger RNA from Pocillopora meandrina, 814 nucleotides. The record is from the annotation of a GenBank genome assembly. NCBI's taxonomy places the organism in Eukaryota, Metazoa, Cnidaria, Anthozoa, Scleractinia, Pocilloporidae.